CACGACCGAGAUGACCCCUGAACUGGACAACUCAUGCAGUCGGAGGGGUCCUUGAUGCCUGAUAUGCAUGUAUGUAUGUCAUAAACAUCAUAUGUACCAAACAUAUAGCACGUUGACAACUGUCAUACUACGCCCGACUAUAGAAAAUAUCCCCUCAUAGAUCAGGGCUGCUACUCCAUACGAACCGAAUGAGAUCGUUUUCAUGCGCUCGGGCCAGCGAUACAGUUCACAGAAGAGGCUAGAAAACUUAAAUGUGAAGCCCCUAACAGACGUCGGUGGGCACAUUACUCCAAUAGUCGUUUCUUCUACUGGGUCCGGGAUAAGACAUGUCAUGCCCAGUCCAGUUCAACAACCUAAUAGCAGUACUGCUCAGGUCCAUUUCUUCCAUUUCGCUUGGGUCAUUCUGGCGGUGUAUGGUUGUAUGUACGGCAGUCCAACUGCAUUGCAGAGAGUAGGCCUCCCAGGAAGGCUAGUGGCCAAUCAGAACUUUAAGGAUAUCACAUCACAUUGGUGGCCAGCGGCCGACGACAGGAACAAUAAUGAAAAAAAAAACGCAAUAUCAUAAGGGGCAUCAGGAACAAAUACAUAGAGAAGCGUACCAGGGCAGAAGCCCUG
Molecule: messenger RNA, 615 nt
Organism: Aspergillus caelatus
Lineage: Eukaryota; Fungi; Ascomycota; Eurotiomycetes; Eurotiales; Aspergillaceae
Exons: 2
Coding region: 203-565 (120 amino acids)
Source: RefSeq, a predicted model, not a curated record